GUUCCGGGGAAGGGCUAAAUUUUCUUGGAUGGUUAGGGGCUCUCGGAUCUAGGAUGGCUGUCUUGUCGCUUCUGUUGUUGGGUGGUUUAUGGAGCGCUGUGGGAGCGUCCGAUAUGGCUGUCGUUACUUGCGGCUCCGUGGUGAAGCUACUCAAUACGCGCCAUAAUGUCCGACUGCACUCUCACGACGUGCGCUAUGGAUCAGGUAGUGGGCAGCAAUCAGUGACAGGUGUAACCUCUGUGGAUGACAGCAAUAGUUAUUGGAGAAUACGGGGGAAGACAGCCACAGUGUGUGAAAGGGGAACCCCCAUCAAAUGUGGCCAGCCCAUCCGACUGACACACAUCAACACUGGUCGAAACCUCCACAGCCACCAUUUCACGUCACCUCUUUCUGGAAACCAGGAAGUGAGUGCCUUUGGCGAGGAAGGUGAAGGUGACUAUCUGGAUGACUGGACAGUGCUCUGUAACGGACCUUACUGGGUGAGAGACGGUGAAGUGAGAUUCAAACAUUCUUCCACCGAAGUUCUCCUGUCUGUCACGGGAGAACAAUAUGGCCGACCCAUAAGUGGGCAAAAGGAGGUACAUGGUAUGGCCCAGCCAAGUCAGAACAACUACUGGAAGGCCAUGGAAGGCAUCUUCAUGAAGCCCAGUGAAUUGUUGAAGGCAGAGGUCCAUCAUGCAGAGCUGUGACUCUAAAUCCUCUGUGCCACUGUCACCACACAGUGUUUGUAGACGUCUGUUGCUGCUUUGCCCUUGGAGCCCCGCUCCAGGCUCCCUGAGAUGAAGGGACACUGUAGGAAGCAGGGGCUGCGUUUGGGCCUGCAGCCUUCACACUUGAAUUGGUUGCUCUCCCCAGUUUGGUCAGUUCUUAAGAGAGGACCUGUUCAUGAGGGCAGAGAUCCUUUCGUUCAUGUUGAUAAGAGGAAGCUGAGGAAUUUCCCUCCUAGCUGGGGAUUUUACUCCUCUGACAUCAUGGAUUGCUGACUUGUCUGAUUUUCCCCUAGUUUUCUUUUUCCAAAAUGAUAAAUAAAAAAAAUAAAAGAAUUGUA
This is a messenger RNA of Microtus oregoni (creeping vole), 1048 nucleotides long. It is a transcript of the gene Sdf2, whose product is annotated as stromal cell derived factor 2. The record is from RefSeq and is a predicted model, not a curated record. Bases 54 to 689 code for a protein of 211 amino acids. Lineage: Eukaryota; Metazoa; Chordata; Mammalia; Rodentia; Cricetidae. The transcript has 3 exons.